Molecule: messenger RNA, 1011 nt
Organism: Seminavis robusta
Lineage: Eukaryota; Bacillariophyta; Bacillariophyceae; Naviculales; Naviculaceae
Source: the annotation of a GenBank genome assembly
AUGACGCUCACAGCGAGGGCAUCGCUAAGAAUAGCUACCAAUCUCUUCUUCUUUAUCAUAAUACUAACAAGCAUCAAGCAAGCCAACGCAAGUGUCAAAGAACAAGACAAGGCAGAUUCGUGGCAAUGGCUUCCCGAGGCGCAACAUCCUUGUACUAUCCAGCGCUACACACUCGAUGAAAUCUACGAAACGUUUGGUCCCGAGGGAGUCCCGGCUCUUCAUGAGACGCCCCUCGUGGUGGUGGCGAAUGGCAAUGACAAGUUGCGGCAGCUGACCCAAGAAGACACGAUCCUGUCCAAUUUCCCUCCCAACUUUACCGUCACUCUUUCCAGUUCCAAUUCCUUUUCCCAACACCGGAGGACCGUGCCAUUGGAAACCUAUCUAGACGAAAUGAGCCACAACAAUGGCAUCACGUCGCCUCAUCAACUCAGCAAUGAAAGCUGGUAUCUCUUUGGAGAAACAUUCACGGAGGAUUGGAAACAAGUGACGAAACACUACGAACUUCCUCCCGGUCAAACCUGUCAACCCGAGUACGUGGCUCUUUCCUUUGGAGUUGGAAAUCGAGGAUCGGGAGUCCAGUGGCAUAUUCACGGACCGGGAUUCUCCGAAGCAUUGCAUGGGCGCAAGCACUGGGUCUUGUAUCCGCCGCAUUACAGUCCACCCUUUUUUCAUCAUGAUCAAUCCACACGGAAUUGGAUGGAAUACACGUAUACCAAUGAAACCAAGUUGAGGCUGUACCAUGCCGAUUUCCUUUUGAAGCAGCAACAGCAAGAUGUGUGGCAGAAACAGGACAAGCAGCAUUCCAUCUUGCCCAAUGGACGACCGUAUGAAUGCACGCUGGAACCAGGCGAUCUCAUUUACUUUCCUGAUCGAUGGCAUCAUGCCACACUCAAUUGUGAUCCGUACACGGCAUUUAUAUCCACCUUUACUUCGGACCACCUGUAUCUGCAAGAUGAUCAAAAGAGACAGAAGACUGGAAACAAGGAAGGGCUGUUUCGAAGGGAAUUGUAG